UAAAGAAACCGUUAUUUUUUUUCCCUUCUUCUGUUUUCCUCUCAAAAAGUUUCAAGCUUCAGAGAAAUUUCAACAAUGGAGGAAGAGAAAGCAGCGGCGUAUUACGACGAGUUAACUCAGAAAGGAAGUGGCGCAGCCCGAUUCAAGCAAGGACUCGGCUUCUCCUCAUCCGCAACAACCACCACCUCCUCCAACGACCCACCAUCAAGGGGUUCAGCCUUACCUUCUUCAUCCUCAUUUCUGAGCAAUUUCGUCAGAGCUUCAAGCCCCACAAAGGAAAACGACAUUGACAAGAAAACCCAGCUCGAGAAUAUCCAAAAUAAGCUCAAAAAGAAGGCUCCCACAACCUCAAUUGACGCCCCGAGUGAGGAAAUUAGGGUUAGGGUUAGCCGGGAUAGAAGGAGAAGCAGGAGCAGAGAGAGAGAUAGGGAGAAGGAUUCGAGGGAGGGGAGGAGUAGAAGUAGGAGCAGGGAGAGGAGGAGGGGGAGGAGUAGAAGUAGGAGCAGGAGCAGGGAAAGGAGGAGGGGUGGUGGUGGUGGGGAUGAUGAGGAGCGAGAGAGGCUAGGAAGGCGGCACCGUGGUUCGGGUAACGAGCGGAGUAGGGAGAGGAGGGGGAGAAGGAGGAGUAGGGAGAGAAGUUACUCUGAUGAUGAAAGAAGGUCUAGGAAGAGGAGGAGUAGGAGUUCUUCGCCGAGGGAUCGAAGACGGUCCGAGAAAGGAAGAGAAGGUGGUGGAAAAGAAGGGAGAGUGAUGAAGAAAGAGGGUAAUGGUGUAGUUGAUUAUGCUAUGUUAAUUGAUGGGUAUAAUAAGAUGACACCUGCAGAAAGAGUCAAAGCUAAGAUGAAACUUCAGCUUUCACAAACAGCUGAGAAGGAUACUAAGAUGGGUACUAGUUCACAAUGGGAGCGGUUUGAAUUUAACAAAGAUGCCCCUGUAGAUGAUGAGGAAAUUGAAGCUGCUGAUGAUGAUGUGGCACUGGUCAAGAAUAUUGGUAAAACCUUCCGGUUCAGAUCUUUGGAGGCAAAAAGUGAGGAUAAAAUCAAGGAUGCUCAUGAUGAGGCCAUGUUUGGAGUCCCAGCUUCCGGUCCAUCGUAUGCAGCGGAAAGUGGAGAAGAGAGAGGGAGUGAGAAUGAAAACGAAGAGAUUAAAGAUGACAACCCAGCUAGCGGUCUCAUAAAUGAGAAGGUACUUUCAAAGCAACAAGGUUCUUGGCGAGAUCGCGCUCGCAGAAAUGUUGGAUGAUUUCCGGCAAUUACCUCAAAAGCUUUUGUUAAACUGUCUCUGAGGAACAUUUCGCGGAACACAUAUAGAUGUUGAUUCAGUGCUGCUAUGGAGGAUUACAUAUCAUUUGCUAUCAGAUUGGCUAAUGUUCAACAUGUCAAUUCUUUACUGUAAAGUCGAUUUCUGAAAUGGGUUAUAUUUUUACUGCUAUGUUAUGUUAAUACCAUCUGAUCUUUUGAGGAGCUGGUUAAUGGUAAAUUCCAGUCAUUUUCUUUC
Molecule: messenger RNA, 1497 nt
Organism: Spinacia oleracea (spinach)
Lineage: Eukaryota; Viridiplantae; Streptophyta; Magnoliopsida; Caryophyllales; Amaranthaceae
Exons: 6
Coding region: 76-1242 (388 amino acids)
Biological process (GO): alternative mRNA splicing, via spliceosome
Cellular component (GO): cytoplasm; nucleus
Source: RefSeq, a predicted model, not a curated record